AUGUCGUGUCAAGUCGAAACAAUUGCAGAUUGUGGAGAUAUAUCUAGCAUAGGAAGAUCUUUGUUUAUAUCAGACAACGAAGAUGCGAAUUGGUUGCCUGAUUGUGCUAUAUCACUGUCAUCGUGCGGUAAUUUAUUGGCAGUUGGCUACAAAAGUCGUCUUUGUUUGUUAGCUAACCAAUGGAUCAGUUCAACUGACAGUAACACCUUUCUGAUAUCAUGGAGCGGCACAUUGCCAUCAGAUAUUACAGUAGUUUUAACUUUACCCAUAUGUCCGUCACAGCAGUCUUCUCAGAACGGGCCUGAUUGGUUCUGCAUUAUUGUUGGAUUUAAAAAUGGCAAUGUGGGUUUCUACACGAAUACCGGCCACUUGCUGUUGCUUGAAAAACUGGAUGACAAACCUGUGAUGAAAAUAUCUUGCCAUACAGGAACGUAUGGGACUUUGCCAGAUGAUGUACAUAUACUGUUCCAAACUUGUGAAUGUAUUAUCUCAGGGUCAAGCUUAUUUCAGGUGCUCAGAAGUGCUAAGGCCCAGUUAGCAAAAGUGCGUGCUGGUAUGCAAGAUGACUACACAGUGGACAGCCGAAAUAUCAGUAUACGAAAGUGGAUAUUUACUGACCAGGAGGUUAUAAAUGAUGGUGCCGUUGUGGGGCUUGAUUUAAAAAAUACAUAUGACCAUCUUUUAGCUGCGUCUACAUAUGGAGGAUACGAAGUAUGGUACCGAUCAGUUCCGCCAAUUAAUACCCUUAUUCUUGGAACUGGCGCUAAACCUUAUGUUGGUUUCCAUUAUGCUCUCGAAGGUGGAACAGCGCCACCAUUACAGGACGUUGCAAGAGCAGUGGCAAAUAAAAUUAAAUCAGCUCUUCCUGGAUGGCUUGGAGGUGGGAAUACUGAGAAUACUAACCCGGCAACUGAUCCUCUAGUCCGUGCCGAGAAUUUAUCGAUGCGUAACGGCCUAUAUGAUGCACAGCGUUACGGCAACGUAGUUGCCAUCUCACCUGACCGUCGUCUUGCCGCCAUAGUUGACAACUUCGGUCGUGUCGCUGUUCUUGACGUUUUACGGGGACAUUUGAUCAGACUCUUCAAGGGUUACAGAGAUGCUCAGUGUGCAUUUGUUCAGAUAUUUGAUGUAAAUGACAAAAAACCACAACUCUCAGUUGUAAAAGAAUUCAAGCGAGCAAUAUUCUUGAUUAUAUAUAACCCUAAAAAAGGUCUUAUAGAUAUUAGAUUAAUGCAAAAAGGAAACAGAGUGGCUGCAUUUACCGCAACCAAAAACGGCCUCCUUUUAUACAAUACCUGCGGUGUGGUUGGAGUAGAAAAAAACUACUCGUACAAAAAGCUUAAUUUACCUGAAUUUCAAUGCGUCUUAAUUGAUCCCGAUGGUAAACUGAAAAGAUUUACCAUUCCGUUCUUUUAUGCUUUAGAGGGUGAACACUCUCAACGAUCAAAGGAUUUGCAUAUACUUCGAGAUUUGAGAGAACAUCUUAAAAAAUCACCUACUUCAGAAACUUUUACAGAUCAUUUGUUAAAAAAAGCUUCAGAAUUGAAAACAUUGGAUCUCAAAAAGCAUUGCCUAGAUUUGUUGGUAAGAAAAUAUGAAGUCUCUCCAGCAAUAGUGAUGUCUUGUUUAGAUUUAUUUUGGGAUAGUAUUGAAGAUAACACGAAGCAAUCAGAAAAUCUUGGAAUCAAAAUGUAUUUCGCUCAAUUAGGUUUAAUAACAUUAUUCUUCAGAUAUAUCAGCGGUGAAUUCACUGAAGACAUGCAAAAGCUAAAAGGCAAGAUACACUCGUUUUUGGAUCCUUACUCAAAUUGUACAGAUAAUGAUAGCAUAUCGGCGACUGAAGAAAAUACUGGGCUACCUGCCGACUUUGAAACUUCAAGUGUAAAAACAGAUUUGCCUGAAAACAAUAUUGGUGAAAACUCGCAUGAAAUCUGUUUUGAACUUCUUGAAGACGAUAAUUGCAUUUUAGAAAGAUUGUUGACUUUAGCACAAGAAAGUAGUUACAAAGAAUAUCACCGAGCUAGAGUUACGUUUGCUGAAAAUGAUAAUAGUAUUUACAAAGAAUUUGUGUCAUGUUUUAAGAUGGAUGAACAAAACAAGCAUAUGUCCUUAAAAAGCGAUGUUGUAACAGAAAAAAUUAGUAACUUGGCAUGUGUAAUAUUUAAAUAUAUAUUUAAAAUGCCAGAUAUAUCAGUGUUAACGGCCUUCGUCAAAGAUUGUAAUAUGAACCCCAAGGAUAUUGUCAAACUGCUAAUUAUGCAACUUGUAAAUAUGCCUUUGGAAGAAAUAAAUAUUGACCUAAUCGAAAAGUUUAUAAAAGUUUUAUACUAUCUCUGCCGUGCCACUGAAGAAGCUACUUGUAUAGCUUACAACGAAACAUCGCUUUGGUGGCAAGGCAUACGUGAUAUAUUAGUGGAUAUGCCCUGCCCUUUAAGAAGUAUGAUAGUAGCAAUGGCAUGUAAAGCUGUGGGUAAAAUAUUUGAAACGAAAUGUCAAGAAAACGAGGAGGAUAUCUGGGAAUCUGUUACUAAAGAAAAUGCUAAGUGGGGGAUACUAAUCGGAAAGUUAGAGGAUAUAUCAAUACUUAGCAUAAUCUUAAUGUUUAAUGAACCCUUUUCUGGUAAUGCAUUAAUAAAAUUAAAGAUGACUGAAUUCAAUAUAAAUCUGAAGUACAUCUACACGAGAGGAAAAGGUUCUAUAACAGAAUUAAUUGCAAAAUGGCUAUGUGGCAUGGGGGUUGUUCCUGAAGCGGUAGUUACUAAUGAAUUGAUGGAGAAAUGUUCAAGCCUUAGUGUAGAUGCAUCCAUAUCCUCCGACGAGGACGAUGAUUACCUAUUCAUAGAAAAUAACCGUAAAUAUGUUGACGAAAAUCCAGAGAUAUUUAAAUGGCUCUCUUUGUUAAGACAACAGUUUCCGUUGAGUACUUCAGCUGAUUUUAUUAUUGCAAAUAUGUGUUGGGAAUACGCGAUGGCUUGGCAGAAAUCUAUGCAAAUUUGUGAAUACCUUAAUAUAGUUGUCAAGUGUUUAACUUGUAUAUCUGAUUUACAUAUAAGAUUGGGUUUAUUUUCUAUUAUAUGGUCCACCUAUAUCAAACAUAUUUUUGAAAUAAGCUGUCGUUUAGUGAAUAAAGUCGGCAGAUUACCUAAAGACCCUCUAUGUCUUCAAGACGCUGGUUUUGACAGUACAACUAUGAUCUGUUUUCUGAAAAAUACAACAGCAUAUUUAGACGCCUUUCUAAACUGCUCUUAUAUUUCGGUUGACCAGAAGAAACAAGAAAUUAACUAUGAGAAAAUUUGGGAUGAGAGUAAUCCUUCCCUGGUAGAGGUUGCACAAGACACUAAGAAUAUUGACCAAAAUAUCUUAAAUUUAAAUCUACAAUUAUCCUGUACUGUAUAUUACAUGUGUCAUUUUAAUGUGAAAAUGUCAAAACCUCUUGAUAGUCUUUACGACAUAGACUAUCACUAUAUAUUAGAAGCACUAGGAGGUAACGUUGUAAGCAGAGAAAUAAAUAUGAAACCAUCUGAUAAACUGAGAAAUCCAAGAAUGAAGUUUAUUACUAAGGUCGUAAGAGCAGCGGUCGAAACGAUCACUACAUCUGAAAGUGAUGUCUCUGACGUAACAUAUAACUGUGUAGAAUGUAAUAACUGGAUCGAAAAAAUCAUGCUUCUGUCAGAGCUGUGGAGCAUUGAUAACGAUUUUGUUAGCCGUCAGCAGUUAAUUACAUUGUACCACCUAGGAUAUGAUUUGGUGGCUGAAAAUAUUAUUUAUCUACUUGAAGAACCAGAUGUAGUACUGCCCCCUAUUUUGGCAAUUACAACACAGAGAUUCAAAAGAAGUUUGGAACAUUCGCCCAACCAACCUGAAUGGAUAGUUUCGCUGCCUCCGCAGCUUUUUACACGCAUUCGAAGCGCUGACCUCGAUUCGUCAAUACCUGCUCACCCAUCACUGGAGACUACAAAAACGGUUCUUCAAAAUCUGCUCUCCCGAAUGGACCAGAAGGCGAAAUAUAAUGAAAUGAACACUCAGAAUAUUAAACUAACCGAACUUUUUAUAGAAAGCUGUGAUGUACUAAUAAGACUUAAACUGUAA
Arctia plantaginis is the source of this 4089-nucleotide messenger RNA. Lineage: Eukaryota; Metazoa; Arthropoda; Insecta; Lepidoptera; Erebidae. The record is from the annotation of a GenBank genome assembly.